Molecule: messenger RNA, 4543 nt
Organism: Archocentrus centrarchus (flier cichlid)
Lineage: Eukaryota; Metazoa; Chordata; Actinopteri; Cichliformes; Cichlidae
Gene: pask
Product: PAS domain containing serine/threonine kinase
Exons: 21
Coding region: 436-4092 (1218 amino acids)
Biological process (GO): protein phosphorylation; intracellular signal transduction; negative regulation of glycogen biosynthetic process
Cellular component (GO): nucleus; cytoplasm; cytosol
Molecular function (GO): ATP binding; protein serine/threonine kinase activity
Source: RefSeq, a predicted model, not a curated record
GCGGGCUUUUCCGGGUUAAUUAUCCAAUGAGUUUUUCCCGGUUAGGAGUUGGAGGUUUGAUUGGUUCCAGAAGAUGUCUUCAAAUCAUCUACGCCACUGGCACUCGAAGCCCGCGGUUUACAAAAGACAUUUACCGUAUCCGGUGAAAUAAUAUUAUGUUAAUAAUAUGUGCUUUUAAUCGAGGCUGACCUCGAUUCCGAGUAAAGCCCAAAAACGUCAGGCUGAGAAAACGUCGGUAAUCCAGGACUGAAAAACAGAACCGACCGUACUGCAGUGAAUUUGCUGGCACUGAAGUUAGCAGAUGGCUAGUUAGCCACAGAGCGCAGUGCAGGUAACGUUACCUUGUCAACUAGCAUCAACUGAAACAGCCGUGCCUAACAACUAGGAAACCAGCUGAGUGAGUUAUUAUCGCCGCGAGUUGGCUCACCAACAACAAUGUCGCUGUCAGCUGAGAAUCGUUUUGCGGCUAUGGGAAGCAUCGGUGUUAAAGGACAGACUAUUUGUGUGGUUCCCGACUUCUCUUCUGGUCACCUGGAAGAUGACUUUAUCCUGAAUAGGUCCUACCCAUGUACUCGGAGACCUCUGUACAAGGAGAGGCUUUUAGCCUUUCGGCGUCGUUAUGAUCCUGAUUCCCUGGCAGGUGAUCAUUUUGAUGUUGGCUUUUCUGUGGCCACAAAAAAUCUUCAGAUGUGUAGUUUGCUUCCUGUGUCCCAAGCUGGUUCCUUGCCACACCUGUCCACUAUGUCAGAGAUGGAGAAGACCCUCUUCAGUCAGCUGAUGUCUGGAGAUUUUGGCCUGCCAGGGUAUCCCUCUCCCCUCAACCCAAACAAAGUCAUUCUAACAGUCAACCAUAAAACUAAAAAGGUUUUGUCAGCAAAUGAGCAAGCCUGCAAGCUGUUUGAGUGCACGACCGAGGAGCUGAUUGGAAAAAAACUGCACUCCCUCUUAAAGAAAACCAGUCAGGUCCUGGAAGAAGCACUGGAAGAGGAUUUUCCACUAGUUGAUGGGACUGUUGCUGUAGCAUCUGGAAAAGUGGUGGAUGCAGUGACAUUAUCUGGAGAGGUGCCAGUGUCAGUGUACACCUACAGAGAGUCACAGAAUGAAAACCACCUCCUUCUCAUAAUGGAAAAUGUGGAAAGGGUGUCUGCCUUUUUGUCCUUUUCAAAAGAUGGCAGUAUCCUAACCUGUGACUUGGCAUUUGCCCAUCUCCAUGGAUACCAUCAUCCUGAGGAGUUAAAAGGAGUGUGUGUGAAUAAGCUAAUCCCCUCUUUACAAAUCCCCCUCCACAGUCAUGCAUUGCCCAAAAUGCUGAGGGUUCAGCGAGUGUGUGGUAGAAGCAGAGGCGGUGCAGCAGUCCCACUGUGUGUCAAACUUCAAGGGGCAGUGCAGUGUGGGAAACACCAACCUAAUGGGACUGGCUACAUUUACCUCAAUGAUAGCCUUGAUGUAUCAUCCUCAUCAGAUGUCAACGCGGACAGCACUGUCAGCCCAGCACUGGAAUACUCUGGAACAGUUUGGGUGUUCUCUCCUGUCAGCGGUCUCCUUCUGCUCCGCACUGAUGGUUCAAUCGUUAGCAUCCACAACCACCUGGCCCUCAGUCUGUUUGGCUACAGCAAGGACGAGCUGCUGGGGAAGAACGUCACUUUCCUGAUGCCUGGUUUCUAUGAAUGGAUGUCGGACUCAGACAGAAAGGCCAGAUCCUUCCCUGAUUCUCAUGCAGAGGUCCCUAAAAGUCCAGCAGCAUCCAGAAUAUCAGGAAAAUGUGACCCUUCCUCACUGGUGGCUGGAGACAUGGCCAUGGUGCACCGAGCUGCCCUGGACAGGACUUCAGCAGGGAGGGGCAGGAUCUUCACUGGCACCAGCACGAUGCUGGAUAAACAAGGCAGUGCUCUGUCUACCCUCUCCCCUCCCGCUGUCACUUCAACACGUGUGGUUACGGCCAAUAACACUGCAGAACUGAUGGAAGAAGCAGCUCAAGUGGCUCCAUAUAGCAGCCAGAUAGACAGCAUGGAUACCACUCAGGCACUCCUCAAGACAUUUGCCUGGGUGGAACUUCCAGAUGAAGACACCUGUUGCUCCAUUCCCACCAAACCAUCACACCAAAACAGAGAACGGCAGCUGGCCAAUGAGGUUCAGGGAAAGUAUGAACCUGCCACUGAGAAUAUCCCAGACAUUCCUGCUGAGAAUGGACAUGUUGUUAAGAUCAAUGAGAAACCACCUGACGUAGGAAAAGACCACUGCUCACGUGCCUCUGUUUUUGAGGACUCGAGCUAUGAGGUCAUCUCAAUGGAGAGCGGAUCUUCUGGCUUCUGUGAAAAUUUUGCUGGCCAUGGUGGUUCUGAUCCAGCCCAAGCAGAGUGCUCGGCUCAAGUAGUGGACUCAGCCAGUGUUUUUCUGGACCUCAACAGCAAUGGUGAUCUGGUUACCCAGGCCCUAGCUGACCUAGACCUGAACGGUAGUAUAGAGCCGCUCAGUGGUGAAGGACACAACAAUGACAACGAACACUCGGUGACCUCGUGCGAUACAGCCGAGCUCCUGCGGACUCCCUCCCCAUGUGUGAUAUUGUCUGACCAGGAACCAGAGUCCGAUGGGCCUGCGGUCACUGCUGUGGAGGCCAGAAACAAUUCAAGUGAAGAACUUGAAAAGCACAAGGGUGAGCAGGUUCACUGGGCAGCUGUCUCUGCAAUUCAUCAAGGAAACUGCCAAGAGGGCUGUGAACAAGUGAAUACUGGGAUUCAGUCGCUGACAGAUAUGCCUGCCACAUCAACUCCCAAAAAACAGAAGGUGUAUGGACACAAAAAGUCCUCAGAGGCUACGUGUAUAGUGGAGGGGCAGUUUGAAGGAAGUGGAUACCACAGAGAUGGCACAAGAAUAGAUGUGCUGUGUGAUGUGUGCAGGACGAACCUCCCUGAUGGAAGCUUUAUUUUCUCCGUGUGGCUGUGUAGACUCAACCAGCAGGGGGCGUUGUCGCAGACCGAUCAAUCACUGCACAACCAAACAGGAGGCAGUCUAGGAGAGAAAAUUGUUGAGGCCAGUCAAGGCAACGCAUUGCGUUCUACCAUGGACCUUGAGCAGUCUAAAGCCUGCGAUGGACAGUUUGAAGAAGAGUACAAGCCGAUCAAAGCUGUUGGUAAAGGAGCCUUUGGAUUUGUCUGGAAGGCAGUAAGGCGCUGUGAUGGACAAGAAGUGAUUGUGAAGUUCAUCAGCAAGGCCAGAAUAGUGAGCGACUGCUGGGUAGAUGACCCAAUGUUGGGACGGGUGAGCCAGGAGAUCGCCAUACUGACACGAGUGCAGCACCAUAACAUUGUUAAGGUGCUGGAGGUGUUUGAGAAUGGGAGUUACUUUCAGAUGGUGAUGGAGAAACACGGCGAUGGCUUGGACCUUUUUGAGUUCAUAGACAUGCAGCCGAGGUUGGAUGAGCCCCUUGCCAGCUACAUAUUCAGACAGCUUGUGGCAGCUGUCUUCUAUCUGAGGACUAAGAAAAUUCUUCACAGGGACAUAAAAGAUGAGAACAUCAUAAUCGACACGUGUUUUCACAUUCGACUGAUAGACUUUGGCUCUGCUGCUAUAAUGGCUCCUGGGAAACUCUUUUAUAAUUUCUGUGGCACACUGGAGUACUGCUCUCCAGAGGUGCUACAGGGAAAUCCCUAUGAGGGUCCAGAGCUGGAGAUGUGGUCUCUGGGGGUUUUGCUCUACACACUGCUUUUCAGUGAGAACCCCUUCUGUGAUGUGGGUGAGAUCCUGGAUGCCAAACUAAAUCCCCCAUACCAUCUCUCUCCAGAGCUGGAUGAUGUGUUACAUGGGCUGUUGGACCCUGAGCCAACUCAGAGAAUGACUUUAGACCAGCUGCUGCUGCAGCCCUGGAUCAGCCAGCCCAUUUCUUUAUCAGAGUACAGCUGGGCAGAGGUGGUUCCUGAAACUCAGAGCUGCUGCUCACCACAGCAUCAAGAAUCCAGUCCUAAGGCUUAUAUCAGGCAGAGCUCAGUUUCAGAGCUUGAAGAUGACACUCUGCCCGAGGAGGAAGAUGAGGAUGAGAGGUUGUCAAUUGCAGCCCUGAAAUCUGAGCUCCAUCGGUACCUCCUUGAGGGUUAAAGACUUUGCUUUAAGGAAAGCAAAGCCUCCAUCCGAACUAUCAAACCAACAUAUUUGUCUGUAGCCACUGAACAAAGAUAUGAAUGACAAAGAAAAAUGAAGUGUGUCUGUCAAUAAUGAGACGCUGCUGUCUGAACUGAGUAAAUGUGAGACAGACAUUCGAUUUUAUCAUCAGUUGAUCACGCUGUGCUUGUUGACAGAUUUCUAUGAGCAGGAUGUAAUCUGUUUAUUUAAUUGUUUUGUUUUGUUUGUUUUUUUGUUGUUUUUUUAAGUUUGAGGAAAAAUUGAAGCAGCAAAAAAGAUUGAUCCUUUGACUGUCAAUCAGCUUUGCUACAAAAACACAACCACAACGUUCAGCUGUUACUGCAGAGAAACUACACAAACUCAUUAAAGUUAUGGAAACUCUUGAUCCAGCUUUUUCUUUUCUUUUUUUAAUAUGGCCAUUUAUGUU